This is a messenger RNA of Hyaloscypha bicolor E, 6729 nucleotides long. RefSeq lists its product as uncharacterized. The transcript is spliced from 5 exons. NCBI's taxonomy places the organism in Eukaryota, Fungi, Ascomycota, Leotiomycetes, Helotiales, Hyaloscyphaceae. The record is from RefSeq and is a predicted model, not a curated record. Bases 17 to 6607 code for a protein of 2196 amino acids.
CUGCGCCUGCGCCGCGAUGGCCAUUUCGGAUGCCGUUCAGACCCUGUCUGCGGCAUUUUCAUUUGGUAUAUUGCUUCAGGCGGCGUCAGGAACGUUAUUCCUUUACUACAGAGGUCAUGGACCGACGAUUUUUCAGGACGGCCGGAGGCUGGUCCUCGUGUUUUUCUUAUUAUUUGCCGCCCUGUGGGCGCAAAUCGAUUUUGUGAACCUGCUACUACCAGUAACGUCGACGACGGCUUGCCAGGUGACACUGGUCUUUUCAACGAUGCUCGACCAACUGGCGCGAGUGGUGAUGGAGCAAUUUUUACUGUGGUCGGUGGGACACGGAACGAAAUUGACAGCGGAGCGAAUGGUUCUGCAGGUUGUAUUACUUCUCAGACUCAUUGCAGGCGGACUGCUUGUUGGUUUUACAAGGCCGGAAUUUGCUCCCGCGUGCGUGGCCAGGACAUCGGUGCUACCAGUUGCGAUUGUCGUUCUUGUUCUGGAUGUGAUCGUUAUUGGUGUAUUGAUCAUUCGAGCCUUGUCGCUGGGCAUGUUCCAAGAUUUGAGGGAAGGGGAUUCAUGUCCGAGACAGGAACAAAGCAGAGCGUUGAUAAUCAGUAUUGCUGGCUUCACUGUGUGGACUGGAACUAGCGUUGCGAUGAUAUUGGGGAUCCCGACUAUUCUCCUCACCAUCCGGACAGUUUUACCGUCCAAUGGCCUUCUGAUUCUUGUUGGCAUCAUUACAAUGUUCCUCCGUCCUCUGAUGCUCGCCCGAGAGGAUGAAGCAAUCACUCCCGAAGCGAGAUCCCCCUUUGUGACUCCCAUACCACCAUCGCGAGAGCUCUUCCGAGAUAAUGUCGCCAGCAAUGGAUCUCCAGUUUCCGGUCAUGGAUACGCCAAAAGCGGAGGGCUGUUCGUUGUAAAUCCUUCCUCCACGCCUCGAGACUCACCAACUGCCAUGUUCCAGGGGAAUUCUCGAGGCGAUACAAAGGGAUUUACGAAGCUUGGAGAAGAAAUCACAGUGCAAACUAUGAGUAGAGAUGCUCCAGGAAGGCCUGAGAGACCUGACGGAAAAUAUGGAGCAGGAUAUCGCGGGUCCAGUGGGGUCUUCCCGUCCAUGUUCACCGCUUCGCCGAUUGGUGUUAUAGGUGCUCUUGCACCACAGAUCAGACCCAAUAUCACUGUCAAAACACAAGAUUUAUCGGCAGCAAUCCAGCAAAAGCGAUCCCUCUUCAACAGGUCUAAGCCCCCGCCAAAGGUUAGUGUGCGAGGUCUGGCCAUCUCUCAGCCAGUAAUGGCCAAUCCAGAUGGUUCUGCCAUACAGCCAGUUGCACGAAUGCAAACAAUCGACUUGGCAACAGCCGCCAUCAACGAGCGAAAGCGUCGAGAAGAGGCCGCUGCCAGAUCCAGACUCGUAGCGAAUAAAGCCCCGCCUCAACCUCCUGGAAUGUCAGCACAAGAGGCAUUGCGCCGAAGUAUCAGCGUUAAGAGAAAGGAAAUGCCUUCAUAUCAUCCACUUGUGAUGCCGACGAUUCCUGCCUCUUCGGCAUCUGGACUCUCGGUUGACGCUGCAAAUGGAAGUACGACAUCAGCAUCUCUUUCUCCUGGGCGAGAAGAAGUCCGACGGAGAUCACCUCGCAAUGCAAAUAGCUUCAAUAUCUUGAUGGACGAAAAGCCUUCUCGACAACUUCCUCUCCAGAGAAAAGUGACCCUUGGACUACCAUCGAACCCCAAAUCCCAAAGAAUCACCAUGGCACAAGAAAUGGGUAUCCCAAGGGAGCAGACCGUGAUGUUAAUGAACGACAUCGUCUACGACGAUCCUGGAAUGGUCAAAACCAUCAUCAGUGGGGCACCAGGGAUGUAUGUCUCAGCAAAGAAAAACCAUAAGACGUCGGAGAAGACUUCCAUUGACUCGACGGCCAGUGGACUCCACUCCGCCAAUUCCGUCAUUCAUCGUCCUCGGCCGUACAAACGUAAAACCCAGGACCAAAGGAAUUUGUUCCCAAGCGAGCCCUCUCCAGGGCAUAGGAGGAGUAGAUCAGGUUCAUCGAUUGUGGUCCGAAAGUCAUUUUUGAUGUCCGACCCUGGCAGCCCUACACUACUGCCGCCGCUCCCACCUCCUCCUACGAGUGCAACCAAGUUGCCUCGUCUCCUGCCCAAUGACACGAAGAGCAUGACGUUUGAUGAGAAGAUUCAACUGCUCUUCCCAGCCCCCCCUGGGCCGGUCUCUAAACACAAUCGCAGGUCCUCAGUUCCGUCUCUUCCUCGAGUACCAUCCGUGUUCAUGUCUGAGAGCCCGCAGGCACAGAGCCCGACAGACGAAGAACUUCCAAGCCAAAGAGCUUCGAAGCGAACAACCAUAGCCUCUUUUGGGAUACCCGAUAUGUCUAAUCUAAAUGGAUCACCAAAAUUGGAACUCUCUCGCCAGGAAGAGCGCAAAACCUACCGCUUCAGCGCAAAUACCUACAGAACUAUUGCGGACCAAGUAGGAGAAACCUGGAUCCCAGGCAUCCCACCCAAGGAAAUUGAUAUCCGCAAUUCAAUUCAGCAACCUGCGCCUCGGCCUUCUGCUUAUGACAUGCGCCAGUCUCAUUUCACUGAAGCAACAACCUCAAGUGAUGAGAGUUCUCAGGAUGAUUCUACUACUUAUUGGGGAUCUAUCCACUCAGAGAUUCCACCCGUAGAUCUUUCGAAAGUAAUGCAGACAGCACAAGCAACCAUGGUUCAGAGAUCUGGUGCUCGAGUUAACGCUAGUCAGGGCAGAACUUUGCCACCUGUUCCACAGGUCAAGCACGAGGAGGAAGAAGUGAUAAUGACAGUGAUGCUGGAAACAGAAGAGACUUCACGAUCGUUCUUGCCCGGAUCUGCCCCUAACAGAGGCUCGUUUUUCCUUGAUGCAGAUCAAGCCUUGCCUGGUGACAAAACACCCACAGCUCAAAAUCUGCCUUCAUGGCAUCGCCGAAUUGGUGAUGAGCUCCCAACAUUCUCAGAGAGGAAGUCGAAUUCUAGGUCUCGCAAAAUGCCACUUCCUACACCUCUCCUUUUAAACAAGACCGGACGAAAAGCUAAAGUCAUCGUCCGGGCAGCUGAGCCAUCUCCACCCGCAGACUCGCCUGAGCGUGCAAUCCAAGAGAUACAGGCACAACUCAAGCGUUUAGAAGAGCCUAGUCGAGGAUCAGUUGGCUCCCUUCUGAGGCAUUUGCCGAAUGUUACAACCAGUGUUGACGAGCAAGACCAAAACAGCCGCCUCCGGCUUCUGGAAAAUCUCGAGAAAGAGAUGGGGCAACAGCAGGAUCAGUGGCAGCAAAUGCAAACAAAUCUCGAUCGAGAUUCCAUGUCCGUCAUCAUGACUCCCAAAGCUGAGCCUUCAGAAGAGGAUAUGUCCCGACGAUCGUCUCAGAGGUCUGCCCGCACCCCACCUGGAGUUAUGUCCCGUCGCGCUCGUAUUCGAAGCAGCAUGACAGUGCGAUCUAAGGGUGAAGACUCCAGCCGCACCAACUCGACCGCAAGCUCUGAUAACUCGAGAGCCAGUGUUUGGCAACAACGUCUUGCAGAGGCUCAUAUGGCCUAUGUGGAGAAUGCACCAGAUCUUCUUCGCAAACGAAGCUUGAACUUCCUCUCAAUUUCGAAGGCCCAGCAACAGCAGCUGGGUAGUCCAACUCCUCCUGACUCUGAUACCGACUUGGAAUUCGAGUCCGAAUCCGAAAAUGGGGAGGUUUCCAAUCACGUCAGCCAAGACCUUGCCUCACUUUGGCAACUUCCAGUGUCUUCACCUAAAGCAGCUGUUGGCCGCAUUUGGAGCCGCCAAGAAAAUCUAAUUAGUCGACCAGCGUCUCCUCAACCUCCUGCCCGUGAUAUUAGGCCCGCACACCGCCUCCUUAAGUAUCCUCUCGUGAUCACCAGCUUCAAUCUCUGGACAAAGCCUCAUUCUUCUACUCACAGCCGUCCAGUCGUAGCCCUUUGGGGCUCAAAGCCUGUGCGCCCUAGAAGCAUUUUGACUCGUCGCGCCAUCCAAAGGCCGCAGCGAAAAUCGAGGCGUGUGACGUUCCUUCCGGACAUUGUUGAAAGCCCUGUGCCUAUUCCGAAUAAGAGAGAUACUCUUGGUAUCUUCCAAUUUCCUUGGGGAGAGACAUCUGAUCAACCCAUUUAUCAACCCGCGUUCAACCCAGCUCUGCUGGCUGGCCCUGCCAUCAACGCGAGAUUAGAUGCUCGAUCUCGACAACUUGAGCCCGAAUCUGAAUAUACAUCUUCCUUCUUUGACGAUUAUGAUGACGGAGAGACGGACCCAGAGAGUGACGACGAUUUCGACGAAACCACCCUGUGGGAAAUUGCAAAUCUUUUGAACACGAAGGAUAUUCCUUCCAAGAACAGCCUCCUGCCUUCUGGAAGAGCAGAAAUCAUCGAAGAUUAUGAUGAAUCUGAAAGUGACUCCGAGGAGAACACCAGCAGCAAGGCGACCAACAAGGCACCGCCAAUGCGUCUCCCAAUCCAGCCACUGUCAGUUCCCAGGGAGAUUUCGCAGCUCUGGGCGAAGGAUGUUACAUCUGCGUUCCCAGCGGUUGAAGUUGGUUUACCAGAACCUGAGCCCAGUGCUUGGAAGGCUCUUGUUGCAUCUUCAGACAAUGUCUUUCGGUCUAAGCCGCGUACCUCCGAUACAUUGCCAAUACUUGCUACCCGUGACUUGUGGACCGUUCCGGAGAUAGAAGUGAAUGCUGUUUCAUCUUCACCUUCUAUGUGGACCACCAACGAGAUCCUUGAGCAGUCAUCGAGCCAAGUACCGACGCCAGGAACCAAUCAGCCUACUCCAAUGUGGUCGCCACCAGCAGAACGAACCGAAGACCACAAGUCUGGCCUUUUCACGAACCCUACUGAAGGCUCAGUGAUCCGUACAACGCAGGCAGUACCAGCCGCAAUCGAGAUGGUGAAAACCCCGCGUCAAGCAACCAAAGCAGUUCCUAAAAUAUCAUCUCGGAAUAUGUGGACUACGGUUCAGAAUUCUGAGAGUGCGACUGAAUGGAUUUCGAAGUCUAGCGUACCCAUGAGUGGACGAUCAGUUUCGAGCCCGUCACCCCUGUGGACCACACCAGUAAAGGUGGCGACUGUCACUGUGUUCGGGCUCUUCGAUCUUUCCAUGCCGAGAUCUGAUUUUCGCCUUAGCUCUUUGGCACCAGCCGCAGUCAACAUGAUCUGCAAGCCUCGCAAAUCUCUGAGUCCCCUAAGCGGAUUGACGUCUAGUGGACUCUGGAAUGGUUGCAAUAAGCUGCCGAUCGAACAAGAUUGGAUCUCAGUGUCCUCAGUGCGACCUGAAAGCCCUUCAGUAUAUUCUACCACUUCUUCGGGUAGCUCGUCUCCGGCAUCUGAUUCAUCCUCCGUUGCAUCCAACAGCACGAAAGCUUCCUCUUUCUGGAGCUCUAUUGGAAAUGUAACACCCGGUUCUGUAUUUACAUGGUGGGAGGGCAAGAAAUCUACACCAACUUCCCUGGAAGGAGAAGCUAAGCGGUCAGCAAAGAUACUCCGCCAGCAGUCUUCCAAACAGCUCGCUCCCCUGCGAGAAUCGGAGGUCCUGGCAUCUCGAGACUUGUGGGAAUCUAGAGCCCCAGUUUUGGAGACCCCUGCAAAGAAGUUCCGCAAAGCUACAACUACGAAGUCCCUUCGUCACCAGUACAGAUCUAAUGUUGCCUUUCGUGCAGACUGGGAAGAAGCUCUCGCUCAAGCAAUACUUGCUGGAACACCCAAGAAGUCUUUGACACAACCUCUCGCAACCCUCACUGAUUGGGAGUCUGCUCUUGCUGAGGCUGUUGCUCUUGGACAACUGACCAAGCGUUCCAAAUUUGACCCAACUGUGAUGCAUCCAGUCUUCUUCAUAGAGUCCCUCGUUUCAAGCUCUAUCGAUAUUCACCCCGCCGCAAUUGGUUACGUGACGAAGAGACCUGCUUACGAUGCCUCCGUUCUUCACCCUGUAUUUUUCACCGAAUCCCUCGUCUCGAACGCGAGAGAAGUCCACCCGGCUGCACUUGGACAUUUAGCCAACAAGCGGUCGCAGGCUAGGGGUAUGUGGACAUCAGCGCCGUCAUCUCCUCCCUCCGAACGUAUGCAAUUGUGGUCAAAGAACGCAGGUCAAGCACGCGAUUCUUCAAUGCACAGUGAGGAGUUCAGCGGUCAUGCAGUCCGAAAAGCUCUCACGAUAAAACCGCUAAACCUGCCAGUACUGAGUUCGUCCACGUUCUGGCAGCAGCCGGCCCAAACUGCGAAGCAACAACGCGACUGGCUGACAACGGCCCAUGUCAAGCGAUCUUCGUCUCGCCCUGCGGCUGUUCAACGUUCGAGAACGAAUACUUUGUUUGUCAAAGAUACCACCAAGUCAUCAGUUACUCACUGGCUCCAUAAGACAUCUACCGCGGGAAUCGCCUUCAAGCAGUCAGCAAAGAUGGAGAAGAAUGACCCCGCAUCGGCCGCACUUUUCAUCAAUCCGCACGCCGAGCCUUGGAGCAGGAAAAAGAGAGAGGACGCGUCAUCGAAUAGGAUUGAAAGUGCCGAAAUGUGGCGUCCAUCAAUGGGGCUGCCUGAGAGUCCGACAAACUGGCUCGUGAAUAGGAGAACUUCGAGAGUUGAAUUCAGAUACUGAGAGUUGCUCAGACUUGAAGUAUCUACUGUAUAGAUAAUUUUGUUUGUCAAUAACGAAGGAGGAAGAGGGAAGUUUGAAAUGCGAUGGACAUUGUUGAUACCCAUUCACGCGAACCUUUUCUC